CCCAACCAAGCGCGAACUGAUCUGACACUUUUCCUGGUUCGCCGGUCUUACCGGCGCCAACAAUCGGUUCUCCGCUCCCCUUGUGACUGGCGGCUGCAUCUACCUCGAAAUGUUUUAGACUUUUAAUGCCGGUUGUUAGAAUCAAGACUGCAGAAAACCAUCACCAGCAGCCAUGUCAGCGCUUCUCUCGCUCCUGGGCUGGAGCUUCCUCCCCGGCCUCGUCACAGGCUGGACGCAGUCUCUCUAUUACAGCAUCACCAUCCGCGCGGGCGACCCCAAGCCGCAACCGGGCACCCCGCGCUGGGCGGAGCACCGCCGGCGCAUCCACAUCGCCGUCGUCGCCCUCUACCUGCUCUACACCAUCUACGAAGCCGACUACGAGCUCCGGCGCCAGGGCACCUUCUACACGGACCUGGGCGUGCCGCUGCACGCGACCGAGCGCGAGGUCAAGUCGCGCUUCCGCCGCCUCGCGGCGCUGCACCACCCGGACAAGGCCGGCGGCGCCGACGACGCCAACGCCUACUUUGUGCACCUCAAGACGGCUGCCGACACGCUGACGGACCCGGCCCGGCGGUUCGCGUACGAGCGCUUCGGCCCGGACGCCGUCGCCUCGUGGGCCCCGCGCUGCGUCACCGUCCGCGACUUCGUCAUCCGCGGCGCCCAGACCCUCGUGCCCUACUACGCCGUCGCCGCCGUCGCCAUGUACGGCCUCGGCCUGCUCGGCUACCUCGACUGGGGCCGGUACGAGCGCUGGCUGGUGCUGGCCGUCCUGUUCGUCUUCGAGGCCCACACCGUCACGCGGCCCGACAUGCCCGGGAUCCUCGACAAGGUGGUCAACCCGCUGCUGGGGAGGCUGCUGGGCCGCGCGCCGUAUCUGCAGUUCCAGGCCAUCGCGCUGGCGAGGAACCUGAGCGUGACGGUGUACAUUGCGUUUUCCCAGAUCGGGCCGCUGCUGUCGGCGGACACGUCGAGCGGCCAGGUGGUGGUGAGCGGGAGCAGGGGCGGCAACGAAGAGAAGGCGUUGAGGGAGGGGCUGGAGAGGUUAGAGAUGACAGUCAAGAGGCUGGAUGCGGAUGCUACCAGGUUACUGGAAACGGAGCUGGCGCCUUUUGCCGGGGAUGAGCAGAUACGGAGUUCCAUGUGGGCCAAGGUCAAGGAGUGGCUGGUUCAAAACACGAUCCGCUCGGACCCUAUGGUUCGGGAUGCUUUGGGGCGGUCGUUUGCGAAGCGCAGAAUCGACGCGCCGGCAGGGGCCAGAGGCACCCGGUAGCGUAGGCGUGUAAAUUGAACCGUGAUGACACCUUUUCCUAAUGCAGAUACUGUUUUUUUUCACCCCUUUUUCUUGACCACCUCAAUCCUUCCAACAAAUACUGUCGACCCU
This is a messenger RNA of Thermothelomyces thermophilus ATCC 42464, 1381 nucleotides long. RefSeq lists its product as uncharacterized. The coding region runs from base 173 to 1270 and encodes 365 amino acids. The transcript has 2 exons. NCBI's taxonomy places the organism in Eukaryota, Fungi, Ascomycota, Sordariomycetes, Sordariales, Chaetomiaceae. The record is from RefSeq and is a predicted model, not a curated record.